UCUUUAUUAAUUCACAUAUUAAUAAUAAUUCGAUUGAUUGCGUUAUAAUUUCAAAUAUUACAUUAAACCAUCUUUAAGGAAUUAUUUUCAACUUUAUUAAAUAUGGCUACCGAUGUGACAAGCUUUUAUGCAAUAUUUAGGGUUUCAACAUUUUAUUUAUUUUUUUAUUUACUUUUUCUGACUGUUGGACUAUGGUAUGUUUACUACAGAAUAUCACGUAAAGAAAUGUACAAAUUGGCAAAAAAGAUACAAGGUCCUGAUGGAUUACCAUUUUUUGGUGUAGCUCUGGAUUUUCUAUUCUUAGAUCCUCAUAAAAUUUAUUUUGAGUUUAUGAGAAGAUCUCAGUUUUAUGAACCUUAUAAGCCAAUAAAGAUAUGGCUAGGCCCAAGACUAGGAAUUUUCUUAACAGAUCCUAACGAUAUUGAAGUAAUAUUAAGCAGCAAUGUGUACAUCGAUAAGUCCCCUGAGUACAGAUUUUUUAAACCGUGGUUGGGAAACGGUCUUUUGAUAAGCACAGGUGAAAAAUGGAAAAUUCACAGGAAACUAAUUGCACCUACUUUUCAUUUAAAUGUUUUAAAAUCGUUUAUUACGCUAUUUAAUAUACAUAGUAUAAAUACUGUAAACAAAUUAAAGAAAUUAGGCAAUAAAGAAUUUGAUAUACAUGAUUACAUGAGCGAGUGUACUGUAGAAAUUUUAUUAGAAACUGCUAUGGGCGUUACCAAAAAAACUCAGAAGAAUGGUGGUUUUGAAUAUGCUCAUGCUGUUAUGAAAAUGUGUGACAUAUUGCAUUUACGUCACACUCGUUUGUGGUUGAGACCUGAUAUUAUUUUCAACUUUACAAAGUAUAGAAAAGAACAGACCCGUUUGCUUAAUAUAAUACACGACCUGACAAACAAUGUGUUGGCUAAAAAGAAGAAAGACUACUACGAUAUAAAUAAAACAGAUAAAGAAACUGUAUCUGAAAUAGUAUCCAUAACUCAUGAAUCGCAUGAUAUUGAUAAGAAUUCCUUAUCUGAAAAUAUCCCUUAUGGAAACUCAUUUGGACAAUCGGCAGGUCUCAAAGAUGAUUUAGAUGUCGAAGAUGACAUCAUUGGUGAAAAGAAAAGAGUAGCUUUUUUGGACCUUUUAAUUGAAUGUGCAGAAAAUGGAGUUGUCCUUUCUGACAAAGAAGUUCGUGAACAAGUAGACACUAUAAUGUUUGAGGGUCACGACACAACGGCAGCUGGUAGUAGCUUUUUCUUAUGUUUAAUGGGUGAAUAUUUGGACAUUCAGGAAAAAGUUGUUGAAGAAUUAUAUUCAAUUUUUGGAGACUCUGAUAGACCAGUCACAUUUCAAGAUACUCUUGAGAUGAAAUUUUUGGAAAGAUGUAUAAUGGAAACAUUACGUUUAUAUCCACCAGUUCCUAUAAUUGGACGUCAGCUUUAUGAAAACGUUAAAUUAGUUAAUGGCACAAUAUUACCUCUUGGUGCAUCAAUUGCUAUUGGUACUCUUAAACUUCACCGUGAUCCAGUAGUAUUUCCUAAUCCUGAUGUUUUUAACCCUGACCACUUUUUACCGGAAAGAACAGCCAGCCGACAUUAUUACGCAUACAUACCAUUUAGUGCAGGACCAAGAAGUUGUGUUGGCCGCAAAUAUGCUAUGCUAAAAUUAAAAAUUAUUCUAGCCACUAUUUUAAGAAAUUUCAAAGUUUAUAGCACCAUACCAGAGAAUAAGUGGAAAAUCCAAGGUGAUAUAAUCCUGAAAAGAUCUGAUGGAUUCAAAAUCAGAUUAGAACCAAGAAAGUCAUUAGUAAACACAAAUGUUUAAAUUGUUUGUACUUUUUGUUUAUAUUUCUUAGUUCUUUUUUUUUUUUUAAUUGUAUUUUUCUGUAGCUAAAGGUAGUCAAAUUUGUUGAAUAAAAGGAGAUCAACUAUUUUUA
Messenger RNA from Daktulosphaira vitifoliae (grape phylloxera), 1918 nucleotides. RefSeq names its product cytochrome P450 4g15-like. The transcript has 11 exons. The record is from RefSeq and is a predicted model, not a curated record. NCBI's taxonomy places the organism in Eukaryota, Metazoa, Arthropoda, Insecta, Hemiptera, Phylloxeridae. The coding region runs from base 103 to 1806 and encodes 567 amino acids. Gene Ontology annotation, molecular function: heme binding; monooxygenase activity; oxidoreductase activity, acting on paired donors, with incorporation or reduction of molecular oxygen.